Messenger RNA from Daldinia vernicosa, 3030 nucleotides. RefSeq lists its product as uncharacterized. The coding region runs from base 208 to 2841 and encodes 877 amino acids. Lineage: Eukaryota; Fungi; Ascomycota; Sordariomycetes; Xylariales; Hypoxylaceae. The transcript has a single exon. The record is from RefSeq and is a predicted model, not a curated record.
GUUGCUGUCGCGACGCGACGUAAGUUCUAACCUAAAGGUGAAAAAAACAAUUCAAUGUUAGACUUUACCAAUUUAUAUUUUUAACACUUUCGCUACGGCAAAUUGAUCAAUUCUGUUAGCCAUUGUUGAUACAAUGCUGUUCAGAAGUGAUCCCGUGGGUUACGGAUAGUUAGAUGCAACCAGCUUCUAUAUAUGAAGUGAGAAACGAUGGCUCCUGGUCAGAACACCUUUACCAUCAUACCAAACCCUCUGUGCGCCAUCAAUGGCGGCCUGGAUGCUUCCGAAACCCGCCCUAGUAAGCGGCCUAUGACCUCCAAGCAGGCCAAGAAGGCAUAUCAGAAAACGAACAAGGGACCCAAACUAUCCAAAGCCGAGCAGCGACGUCAGGAACUCUUCGAGCAAGACCGUAUACGACGAGAAUUUGAGAAGGAGAAGAACCAAGCCCGCGCAAGGGCUGCAAGGGACAAGAAGAAGGAGAAGGAAGAAAAAGAGCGUGCUGAAAGGAAAAAGAAAGGAUUGCCUCUAGUCGACGUUCAUCCGUCGCAAGCUACAAUUGCCUGGUUUGUCCGUGGUGAUAAAAAGAAGAAGCCGGAGAGCCAAACUUCAAUAAAUUCGCUUGUUGCCGAUCGGGAUGAGAACGAUGUCAGCGAUAGCGCUACCCUAUCAGGUGAAGAUGAACCCGAGCCACCGCCGAAAAAGCAAAAGACAGUGCCUCUAGGUCCGGGACACAGUCCGAGCUUUGCAGGGGGUUUGAACUGUUCAGCAUCACCACCCCGGGACCCAGACGCCCGGGGUACUCCUCAAGCGGCUAGCAACACAGCCAAAGGAUUAAUUGAAGAUGACCAGAUGGUAGAACAUCUGACUCCUGAUGUAGAAAGUCUUUCUACGAUGGUAUUUCCUGAUGACCUAUCUAAUGAUCCAGUGGAUGAUGCUGUAAGAAAUCCGCCUGGAGAUGAUAUGGACCCGGACGAAAAUUCCCUUCUACCAAAAGAACAGAUAAUUCCCAAUAGUCCAUCCCCAUCAAAAUCUCUAGAUUAUUGUCGUUCACCAAUCGCGGUUGAGGAGUUGCUGCCAGCACAAAAGCCAAAGAAGAGUGUAUCACCGCCGCCUGAUCGGCUACCACUCCAAACUCUGGGUGCGAGCGAGGUCAAUUCAAAAAUUACCAACACGCCUCAGGAGCUAUGCCAUGAUCAAGCGAAGCCAUUAGACUACGCGCCAAGUCCCGCUCCAGAUUCAUUGGUAAAUGUACCAAAGGGGACACCGUCAAUUUCACCGCCAAAGUCAUUUCGGAACCCCAAAACCCCAAUGGGACCCCCUCCGAUUCCAUCAAGAUCCAGAUCGCGUGGUCAUGUAUCAGCUGUGAAUUCGAGGAUACCAUCUUUCUUACCCAACCGGACUCAUGCAUCCAGCUUUCGUUCCGCCACUAACCCUAACACUAAACUCAGUCAACGGCAUCACAUACUUCAGGGAACGCAAGAGGAGCAGCCACCAACAAGCACUCAGUUGUUCAUGCUUGGACACCUUGAUGAUCUUUUCCCAAGCCCUUCACAAGAAGUAAGGGAAAUAUUUGGAGAGCCGAAAUUUGGCAUUGGAGGGAAUGGUGCUGAGCCAAAAUCUAAAGCCGCAUGUACAAACAAGUCUCCUACUCGUAGGAAGCUACCUAAUAAGCCGAUCUCAGCUGUGUCACGUCCCGAUCGCUUUGGUUCUGUUGUGAGAGAUGAAAAAACAAGAAAUAUACCCACCCAGGGUCGUUUUUUGUCCAUACAAGCAAAGGAGAGUCCUUCGCUUCCCACUGCAAAUAUCCACUCCUCAGGAAACUCCGAAUCAUUUGACAUGCCAUUUUUCUCAACACAGGAUUUCUUUCUCUCGUCACAAGACCUAGAAGACCUCGAAAACGGUAAAACAUCUCCAAUGGGACCCGAACGUCGGAAUGGUUGCAACAGCUAUAACUCAUCCGCAGAGAAAACAGCUUGGAAUGGCAACACUGGCUUAACGACUUCACUGCAUCCACCGGAUCAAAAGCAGUCUAGAGGGUCGAUACCGGAUUUUCGACUCAGUCCAGCUCGCGACAGGAGUCGAUCAAUUCACGCUCAUUUACUUGGGGAACCCGCCGAAUGUCUCAAAAGUCCGAAGCCGUCGCGCGAGGAAACCACAACACCGAAUACGUUCUCAGAUAGUAAUUAUUCACAGAGUCGCAACUUAAAGAAUACAGCCGACUGUGAAAAGCCUACGGAUAAGAUACAUGAGGCUACCUCUCAGGGCCAUCAAAAGAAAUCACUUAGUACGCUACAAGCUAAGAAGAAUAUGGCACCCCCGCGGGCCUCGCCCAAGCCAUUCUUUACUUCGAGCGACCGAGAAAUACAUCGCAUAUACACCAAUGAGAGGAUAAAGACAAUCGCGUGGGAGAGCGCUUCAACUAGGCGGAAUGUACAGCAGGAAUUAAAGCGUCUCCAAAAGUUAGAGGAUGAAAAAUCAAAUAGGUCGAUGCCGCUGUGUGCAAUAGAAGAUGGAAACAAAGGCAGCAUCAAACCCGGUGUGUCUGGCUCAGAAUCGAGAACCGAAAGCUCAUCCACUCGGCUAUGUGACCAGGAUAAGGACCAGUCGCGGCCCCGGUCUAUCAAUCAGCUAUCGAGCUCUGCAGGAAGUUUACAAAGUCAAAAGAUCGAUGAGCCGAAGGAAGUACGUCCGCGACAGAAUCAGUCACGUAGUUCGUAUGAGAAAAUGCUGGAGUUACUUGAACGCACGGAGAGCCGUAAACAAGAACAGGUAGCGGUAACUGCGUCGCAGGAAACGGACUACGGGGAGGCCGGAUUGGAUGAUGUCCUUAGCGAAAUAUUGUAAUGCCAAGACUCUGGCUCAUCGUGUACUGGAUUAAGAAAUUCGGAUAUCACGAUUCAGGGUGUUGGGUUGAUAUGUAUAUAAGUACUCUGGGUAGGUAGGGUACGGGGGAGCAUAAAGGGGCGCGAACCAUUAUACCCAGCAUAGCAGUCAAUUAUGAGAUAUAUGAAUUAAUAUGAGCAGAAUAUGAAG